UAUGGCACAAAUGCGCGUACGGACGGAUGCGCCUUUUAACUUUACUUUCCCUAUCAUUGCUCUCUACUUGUUCUUCUUAUUCGCACUCUAUCUUUCUCAAAAUUCGUAGUUGCAGACUCUUGAUCAAAUAUAAUAGUUUCAUUUGGUGAUCAUCAUCAGGUUAUUGGUUUCAGUAUUUUAGUAAUUUGAAGAACUGAAAUCGUUUGUCAAUGGAUAAGGGAGAAACGAAUGGUGUUAGCUUGAGGGGUUUGGUGGACAAGGAGAAGAGCAAAAUUGUUUUUGUUGAAUCAGAUGAAGACUUUAUUGAUAUUCUCUUCAGUUUCUUGACAAUGCCAAUGGGAACAAUCAUCAGGCUCAUCCGUAAGCAGCCACCAAGUUCAGGGUUAGGUUGCCUUAAAAAUUUGUAUGAAAGUGUUGAGAAUUUGGGUGUGCAGCAAUUUCAAACUGCAGCAUGCAAGAACAUGUUGCUGUACCCCAAAACUGCAUCUGCAGCUCAGUGGGAGAAACUGAAAUUGAAGAUUGAUGAUUGUCAAUUCCUGAAGUACUUUCUUUGCAGUAACAAAUCAUGCACCCUUAAUGGCUACAAGUUAUUGAGUCCCUACAGCGAUGCCAUUUGCGAUUGCGGAAAGUACAUGAAUCAAGAGAUGGAUAUGUUGGGGAGUAAAGUAGAUAACCAAUCACCAUCAAGCACUCUAUAUGACUACUACGGGGUAUUUGUUAAAGAACAAACACGAGUUAUAAUAAGUGAUGAAUUGCGAGUAAUGCCCCCAUGUACUGAAGUUAGCCUUUCUUUACUUUCCAAGUUACCAGGCUCGGAUGAGAGCACCAUUGAGGAACACAAUUUUGACAUAGGUGUAGAAGAGGUUUUGAGUUUGCUCAAGUUCUCACUGGUAUCAAAGACGCCUUUGACAGAAACCUUAUGGAAUAGUCCAAUAAAUGAAUUGGGAAAAGAAGAUCUUCAUCAGAGCGGCUAUAUCAAAUCUAGACUCAAAGAACCAGGAUCAAAUGUGAAUGAGAAAAUUCAAGUCAAGCUUAUAACUAGCAAAUCAAUGAACAUGGUUUGCUAUGCAGAGGCAGGUGAAGAUUUUGUUGAUUUAUUAUUCAGUUUCCUCACUGUUCCACUUGGGCAUAUGGCAAAGCAAAUGCACAGCGGCAUUUCAAGAGGAUGUAUAAAUCACCUAUACAAUAGUGUUCAAGAACUCGAUGCCGAGAGGUACCUAAAAUCAAAUGAUCAUAAGGCCAUGCUAGCCAAUCCAAAGCUUGCCCCUGGUUUUAGCUAUGAGAACAAGCAACUCGGCAUUGAGGAAGAUAUACACCGGCCAUAUUAUUACGCGCAGAAGAAAAAUAAAUCUGGAGGUUGGGAUGAUAUACCAUCUUAUGAUAGAAUUAGUGUCCCUCCUGUGAUUUCAUUUGGUUCACCAGAGAGUAUAUUUUCAACAUUAACUGUCAAGGAAACUAGAAGAAGAGGAUUUGUGAAGGGGCCAGCAAUGUUCACCAUAACUGACAAGCUGAUCAUCACACCAAUAUCCGCAAUCUCAUGUCUGUCUCUUCUGAGCAAACUGAAUAAACCUGUUGCUGACAUUGAGUAUCGUUUGGUGCACGUGGGCUGUGAGGAGGCUUUACAUCUUAUGGUGGCUUCUUUUGUGUCUGAAUCGGUUCUAACUGAUGUCUUUCUUAGCGAGCCAAAUACAAAAUAUUGAGGCUAUGAAAGAGUGCGUCUUCUCAUCAUGUCGGAUUGCGAAGAUCUUUUGUGGGGCAAUCUCUCUGUAUCUUGCAGACAUGCAAACCGCAAAUUACCAUUCUAGAAUUUUUCUUUACAUUGAGUAAUGAAUAUGUAUAUGUUAAUUAAAACAAUAAUUGUUUUUUUUCUGGCCGAAAACACAAAUGGAAUCAAUCAAAUUUACAAAGCAAAACUCUAGGUGCCCCUAAGGAGUGGCUUGGGUUCAAGUCCUUGGCGAAAUAUAAAGGUUAUACUCUUGAUUGAUAUAGGUCAAUGGUUGUUGGUUGAUUAUUA
Messenger RNA from Mangifera indica (mango), 2014 nucleotides. RefSeq lists its product as uncharacterized. Bases 210 to 1700 code for a protein of 496 amino acids. The transcript has 4 exons. NCBI's taxonomy places the organism in Eukaryota, Viridiplantae, Streptophyta, Magnoliopsida, Sapindales, Anacardiaceae. The record is from RefSeq and is a predicted model, not a curated record.